AUGGGGAACGAAGCGAGCCUGGAAGGAGGCGAAGGGCCGCCGUCUGGGCUACCGGAGGGGCUGGCACCUGACGGGAAGGGCGGCUUCGUCCGGGUCCCCGACGGGACUCCGGUCGACCUGAGCGAGCUGAGCGAGGAGCAGCGGAGGCAGCUCGCCGCGGCGAUGUCAAGGGCGCAAAGCAGCAGGCAGCCCGGAGGCGCAGCAGCUGCACGAAGAAUUUCAGAGUCUGAUGCCCAGCAGCGUUCCCAGCAGGUAGGGGCCUCCAGGGGCCCUACAGGCCUCAGUAAAAGCCGAACUGUUGACGCCUUCAACCAGGGUCCACCGGGGAAGCCCACACCAGGCCGCAGCCCCUCAUCUCUCAGCCUCUUUGAAUCCAGAUUCCGGCAGGAGCCAAAAGACCCUGAGAGCAAGUCAUCCGGCAUGUUUGGCUCCAGCUUCCUCAGCGGGGCCAACCCCCUCAGCGCUGUGUCGUCCAUGACCUCCUCCGUCUCGUCCUCCAUAACCUCCAUGGGCGACAAUGUCAACAUCCCCAAGUUUGGACUGUUUGGGGACGAGGAGGAGGGAGAUGCACCUGCAGCGCCCGAGUCCAAGCAGGGAGGGAGACCACCAGGGAAGGGCCCCCAACAAGGGCCAGGUCCAAAGGGACCACAACAGGGAGGGCCCCAGAAACAGGGGCAGGGUCCUCCUGGACAGGGGCCAAAGCCUGGACAAGGACCCCCUGGUCAGGGACCCCCUGGUCAGGGACCUAGGCAAGGUCAGGGACCACCGGGUCAGGGACCACCAGGCCAGGGGCCCAGACCAGGUCAGGGACCACCGGGUCAGGGACCACCAGGCCAGGGGCCCAGACCAGGUCAGGGACCACCAGGCCAAGGCCCUCCAGGGCAACAGGGACCCAGACCAGGUCAAGGACCGCCUGGUCAAGGACCACCAGGUCAAGGACCACCAGGUCCUGGAGCUAAGCAGGGUGGUCCUCCCCAGCAAAAAGGUGGUCCACCACCACAAGGACCAGGAAAACCUGGACCCAAACAGCAAGGGCCACAAGGUCCUGGGGCGCCAGCCAAGAGUGGUGGGCCUCCUGCUCAGCAGGGAGCUGGAAAACCUGCAGGUGGACUCUGUCCUCUGUGUAAAACCACCCAGCUGAACACUGGAUCUAAGGAGCCCCCAAAUUACAAUAACUGCACUGAGUGUAAGAACCAGGUCUGCAGCCUCUGUGGGUUCAGCCCCCCAGACUCAGAGGGUAAAGAGUGGCUGUGUCUGAACUGUCAGAUGCAGCGAGCGAUGGGAGGAAUGGAUCCCCCCGGUAUGACCAAGCCCAAGCAAGGCUCGGCCCCUCCAUCACCGCAGAGACAGGCGUCUGGCAAGCCCGGCAAGCUGCUCAUAAAGCAGCAGAGCACCAGCGACCAGGGGUUGACGCCACCGACCACACCGAGGCAGAAAUCUCCUGGUUCUACAUCUCCAGGACCGCUUUCUCCGGGUUCCUCGAUGGGAGGUUCCCCCAAAAUUGACCCCAAGACCGGUCGCCCCAUCCAGCAGAAGUCCAGUCCCCAGCAGUCUCCAGCUAAACCCAAACAGGAGUCCAGCUUCUUCGGGGGGUUAGGAGGUAUCAGUUUAGGAGGCCUCACCGAUGCAGCUAAGCCUCCUGCAGCUGCUUCACAAGCUGCCGAGUCCGUCACCGGGAAGCUGUUCGGCGGAUUCGGUGGCUUGAUGGAUUCGUCGAAACCUCAAGCACAGGCGCCGCCAAAGCAGGAGGAGUCGGUGACUGGGAAGUUGUUUGGAGGUUUUGGAGGGUUGACAGAUUCGGGUAAACCUCCCGCUGCUGCUUCUCAAAUGUUCAGCUUCGGAUCGUCCCUGUUGAGCUCAGCCACCAAUCUGGUCACUGGGGAGGAGGAGAAAGCAGCUCAGCCUGGGUCACCGCCAGAGUCUCCCGUUGACUCUGGACCAGGUUCUCCGGCGGAUUCUGGCCCCGGCUCACCACCCGACUCCCCCUUCUCUGCUCCCGGGUCUCCCCCUGAUUCAGACUCCGCUCCUGACACUCCACCUGCUAAGUCUAAGAAACCCCCCAGGACCAUUUCUGUGGAGCAGGAAGAGAAGGCCCCAGUAAAGGAACCUGCUCCUGCUGCAGCAGCGAAGGCUAACUGCCCUCUUUGUAACGUGGAGCUGAACAUGGGAUCGAAAGACGCGCCCAACUACACCAACUGCACCGAGUGCAAGAAGGCAGUGUGCAAUCUGUGUGGAUUCAAUCCCACUCCUCACUUAGGAGAGAAAGAAUGGCUUUGCCUCAACUGUCAGACCCAAAGAGCCAUGUCAGGCCAGCUGGGAGACAUGCCGCCUCCAUCCAUGGCGUCCCCAAAGAAGCAACCACCUGCUCCUGCUCCUGCUCCUGCUCCCUCCUCCUCCCCUGCCCCUGCUGCUGUAGAUAGCAAACCUGUAGUAGAAGCAGCAGAUCUACCCCCACCAGCCUCUGAGGCCAAGGUGAAAACAGUGGAGAUGUUGAAAGAGCCUGCAGUGAAAGAAGUGGCUGCUAAAGAGGGCAGUCCCACCAGUCCAUCAGACCUAGCAAAGCUAGAGAGCACCGUCCUUCCCAUUCUGGAGGCCCAGGCAAGCACGAAAGAAGAGGAGAAACAAACAGACACUCUCAAGACCAGACGUAAAUUAGAGGUCCUUCCGCUCUCACCUGACUCACCUAGCUCAGAAGAGGACAGAGAACUUUCUGAGAAGAAUGCCAAAGGUACCACAAAGAAAAAGCUCCUUGUGCCCAUGGAUGUCAGGGCGGAUUCCCUGGAUGAUAGCAGUGAAAGCUUUGGAAAGGAAAGCCCAAUGUCAGGAGAUGAUGAGGAUUUUAUCAGAAAACAAAUAAUAGAAAUGAGUGAGAAUGAGGAUGCUUCACCAUCUGAUGAGGAAAACCUAGUCCGGCGAAAAAUCAGAGAGAAUGAGAAAAAACACAUGGAACAGAAGAAAACAGAGACUGUAGAAAAGAGCACAUCGGGAAAAGUCAGACGACUUACCAAGAAAACCACAAUAAGUCCAGAUGAUGACGAUAAGGAACUCAGCACGACACUGGAUAAACCCAUUAUAGACAAGGAGGAGGGACAACAAGGAAAAGAAAAGGAGCAUCAAAGUGGUACUGCAGUUCGCAAAUUCCAAACCAUGGAGCUGAAUGCAACCAGCAGCCCUAUGCGUAUACCCAAUGAUGAUGGUGAGCCUGAAAUGGAAAGUCUGACAGACUCUCCAGAUGAUCGGUCUAGAGGUGAGGGGUCAUCCAGUCUGCAUGCAUCCAGCUUCACUCCUGGAACAUCCCCAACAUCCCUCUCAUCACUGGAUGAAGACAGUGACAGUAGUAGUCCGAGCCAUAUCCGUUCUGGUGAGGGUAAACAACACAGGAAAGCCAAACACAGACAACCCGGUCAAACGUUGCCAACUAUUGAAGACUCCUCUGAGGAAGAAGAAAUGCGGGAAGAAGAGGAGCUGCUCAGGGAGCAAGAAAAACAGAAGGGCUCAGGGAAAAAAUCCAAGAAAGACAAAGAGGAGAUUAGAGCCCAGAGAAGGCGAGAGCGUCCAAAGACACCACCAAGCAACCUUUCUCCUAUUGAAGAUGCCUCACCAACUGAAGAGCUGAGGCAAGAAGCUGAAAUGGAGGAGAUCAGGCGAUCAUCCUGCUCAGACUUCUCCCCCAGUAUUGAAUCAGAUCCUGAAGGGUUUGAAGUCCAUGCUGCAAAGAUUGCAGCAGUCCAGAAAACAUACCAACUGCCUACAUCAGUAUCUCUUCACUCCCCAACAGAUGAUCAAAACAAUGAUACACCACAGAAACAACCUCUCAAAUCUGCUGAUGAAGCUUAUGAAGAAAUAAUGCUGAGGGCCAAGUCACCAACAGUUGACAAAGGUGAGAUUCAACCAGGAAAAGAGUCCCUUUAUGGAGGCAUGCUUAUUGAAGACUAUGCCUAUUCAUCUCUUAUUGACAAUUCAACAGCUGAUCUGGGGGAGCCAGAGAAGAUUACUGUUCCUGUGCAGCCCAAAAAGCUGAGAUCACCAGAUGAAGUUUAUGAAGACAUGAUAAAAAAGAGGAAGGAAUUCAUGCAGCUGGAGCAGGAAUACCAAAAUAUGCAGCCAAAGAAGGAAAGUACACCCCCAGAAAUUGUUCUGCAACCUGCUGAGACUAUCAUCUCCAAAAGCAGUACAAUAACAUUAGGCAAAGAUGGCAAGCCAUUGUUGGAUGCUGAAGCAGCCUAUGAAGAGCUAAUGAAACGAGUCCUGACUCCUGGAACAAGUCCAACUCAGCAGGAGCCAGAAGUGGAUGUUGCUGCGUCGAGGAGGGCACUCCACCCUAUCCCAGACUUAAAAGUGACGCAGUGCUCUUCAGGAGAGCUGUCGUCUGAUGAUGAGAGUAUAAUUAAAAAGGAAGAGGAGACAGCAGCAACUGAAAUGGAGCCUGUGAAAGAGAUCUCUGAGCCUCCUCUAUCAACCACAUCAGAUCAGCAACCUCAUACCACAAUCACUGCAUCCCAGGCUGAUGCUGUAGACUUAUCUGGUGCCCUUGCAAAAACAUCAGCCCCUGUGAUUGCAGUAUCACCCUUGCCCACAGUCCCCCAGUACACACCCAGUAUACCCAGUGUAGUGUCAACUGCCCCACCUGUGCCCCCUAAGCCAAAUGUCCUGCGUAGGGCUAAUUCUCAGGAAAAAGCAGAAGAACCUGUUGCACCACCACUGCCUCCUCCUCCCCCACCAAAACCUACUGUAUUUCCCAGGAAAGCUCCAGUUCCACUUCCACCUCAGGCUUCAGCAACUCCAAUAAGGCCAGAGAUAGUGGCUGUGACAACGACGCAAGGACCACCUACAAGACAAGUAGUUACUCCAACAUACAAACCUCACAUUCCUCCACCUGUUCCCCCAAAGCCCUCCAUUCCUGCUGGGAUUGGGGACAGCCACAGACCAGGACAUGGUGUCAAACCACCAAUUGCACCAAAACCUGGCUCACAGCCCUCUUCACCUGCCCAUGCCCCACAUCCACCAAGGCCCACUGUACUUCCCACAAAUUCUCAUGAGAUAGCCCUGAACCUGAGCCCCUCAUCUGAGAGCAAACCAUUUCAACCCUCACCAAAGUCUCCUUCUUCUCCAAGAUAUGCCAGCAAUCUACGUGACACGUACGUAGUUAUCACACUGCCAUCUCAGCCUAGCUCUCCAGUAGACAGUGUCACAACUCAAGCUCCCUCUAGCCCAGGCCCAGCAUCUCCUUCACGCCAGCCUAAGCCUGAGAGUUAUCACCAACCACCGCCUCAACCUCAGUCAUAUUCACAGCAGCAUCAACAACCAACCCCUCCUCAAACAACCAGGGUUCCUCUGGCAUACACACGAGUAACAGAAUCCAUUGAAAGUCAAGAGAUAUGUGGCCCAGAAAAGCACGUAUCUAGUUCUUGUCAUAUCAUUGAGGCUAUAUCUGCCUCAGCUCAGGCACCUGUGGUUAUGCCGAACCUCAUCUCUCAAGUGGUUACCACAGAAGUCCAAAGGACCACUGUCUCUGUUGUUCAUGAAAGGACACCACCACCAGUGCCAGCUCCAAGGGCAAAUGGUGUUCCAAUCUCGAUGGAGAAACCUAAGCCACAGUUGCAAGCACAGAAUGGACAGGUCUUCCAACCUUCUGAGGUGGUAGAUCUUAGGACUAUGAAGGUGGAUCCAGGAUCAAACAUGAAUGGUGUGGAUUUGUCUGCUGGCCCAGACUCAAGACGUCAGUCUUUUGCAAGUGAUGUCAGUCGUCACAACAGUGCAGUGCAGUCACCUGUGGUCAACCUUAGUGCUGAAUCAUCCACUGUUUCUAUAGUGACGGAUAGCAUCACCAUUGUGACUUGUUCUGCCACAAUACAGCAAAGUGACAGUGUAGACACCUGUCAGGCAUCUUCAGUGCCCCUUCAGCUAACAAAGAAUAAGGCCUUUGAACCAGUUUCUCAAAUUAUAUAUCGGCCAAUUGACUCUCAGCCCUCUACUCAUGCUACGACAGAGAUACCUAUUAACCUCUCAGUUGGAUCAAGCACAGGUGGAGGAACUUUCCAGACCAUCCCUGUCACUAUUGCACCGACUUCUGUUGCAAAUUGUGUCGCCAAUGGGUUGCAUACAGGUACAACCACAGUGGCAGGAGCUGUUGACCUCAGCACAACAAAACCCUUCAACACUGUGGUAUCGGUGGAUGCUGCGUCUGCAGAAGUGGUCACAGCUGUAAUCACAGAUGAUGGCAAACCAGUAGAUCUAACAGCAGGAAAAAGAGCUGUAUGCUGUGAUGUUGUGUACAAGCUUCCAUUUGCAGGAAGUUGCACGACUCAGCAACCUACUACACCUCUGCCCGAAGAUCGUUUUGGAUAUCGUGAUGACCAUUAUCAGUAUGACCGAUCAUCUUAUGGCAUGAGAGGGUUUGGAGGGAUAAAACCAUCAAUGUCAGACACUAAUUUAGCAGAAGCUGGCCUGUUCUUUUACAAGAGUAAGAACAGCUAUAACUUCAGUGGCACGACAGAGGGUGCAGUAGAUCUUACCUCAGCAAAGAUUUCUGAUGCAGGUGAAGCUGUUGACUACUCCAGGAAAGGGGCUUACGCAGGAAUGACUAUUCCACCUUAUUCUCAAGCCAGAGUCACAAGUGCUGCUGGUACACUCUUUGGUACAAGUAGCGUUUUAAGGUCAUCAAAUGGAGUGGUCUAUUCCUCUGUUGCAGCACCAAUUCCAUCUACAUAUGCCAUUACUACCCAGCCUGGGUCCAUAUUUAGUACAACAUACAACACCCUGUCAGGUAUGCACACCAGCGACACCAUGCCUUCCCUGUCCAACCUACAAAACUUGCCACUUACACGGUCCCACAGUUUUCUGUCGACUAUUUCCACUGCUGAAACAGAAGAACAAGGAGAUUCCCCACUCAAUCUAGAGAUGUCUAGAAGGAGUGCAUCUGUGGAUGCUGCCACUACUGCUGCAACCUCUUUAUCCCUUGACUACACUGAUGCAUCCCUGGAGGCCAUAGCUGCUUCACUGGAGGCUCUGUCUUCACCCAUGGUUCCUGGGGAUGGCCAGUAUCAGGCAGAGCGUGAAAGGCUCGAAAUGGAGAAACUCAAGCAACAGCGCCUGGCUGAGGAAUUAGAAUGGGAGCGGCAGGAGAUUCAGCGAUUCCGUGAACAAGAGCAGCUCCUGGUACAGAAGGAACUGGAGGAGCUGCAGACCAUGAAGCAACAGAUACUGGCCCAACAAGAAGAGGAAAGACAAGCUCACCUUAUGAUGCAGAAAGAAACCUAUGCUCAGCAACAGCAGCAGCUUGAGCAAAUUCAGAGACUUCAAGAGCAACUCCGUCUGCAACUGGAAGAGCAAAAGCUUCGUCAGAUGUAUCCUGGUGGGGACAUACCAGGGCAUGGUGUGCAGGAGGCAGUUGUCUUAGGACCUGAUGGUACAGUACUAGCCCGAAAGAUCACAGAUAGUGGGUGCCAAACAGAUGAAGAGGAUGAAGCAGUCAGCAAAGCUUACACAGCAGGUAGAAAAAAGAGAAGUGCUAAAAAGAGUGUUGACAGUUGUGUGCAGACUGAUGAUGAGGAUCAAGACGAAUGGGAGGCCCAGACCAGAAGCCGACAAAGCCGGCCACGUACUGCCAGGGGUGAUCGAGGUGGGCAGUCAGAGAUGUCUCUUCAAGCCCACACUGAGAUUUCUAUACAAACAGAUACAGAGGGGAACAUUAGAAUGGACACCAGGAUGGAGCUGUCAGACUCUGAAAGGACAUCGCCAAAGAAACGACCUACUCCCCUAGAAAUAGGUCAGUCUCCUAACCUCAAAGCUGAUUCUUCUACACUUCAAGCCCAUCCCAAAUCCCCCAAAGUACUCUAUUCUCCCAUAUCCCCCUGUAUGUCACCAAGUAAAUCCCUUGAGUUUGUGUCCUAUGAUAAAUCCCUAGGUGAUACAAGCCCACAAAAGCUAAGAGGAAGUACGGAUCCAUCAAAAGCCUCUCCAGCAAGUCCCAGAGGGCCAAAAUCCAUGCAAAGAUCCAUGUCUGACCCUAAGCCCAUGAGUCCAACAGGAGAAGAAAGAGCAACAUCCGGCACCCAGUAUGGUGACAGUGUAACUGGGAAAGGCUCAGGUGGUACGCCAACAGGCACUCAAAAGAAGGUGAAGAGGACUCUCCCAAAUCCACCAUCAGAAGAUGAGUCAACCACCACUGGCCAGACAGCAUACAGCACCGGUUCUGCCCGCCGAAGAAUGUGCCGUAACUCCAACAUGGCACGCGCAAAGAUCCUGCAAGACAUUGAUCGUGAGCUAGAUCUGGUGGAGCGUGAGUCCUCCAAGCUCCGCAAAAGACAAGCAGAAUUAGAUGAGGAGGAGAAAGAGAUCGAUGCCAAGCUUAGGUACUUGGAAAUGGGCAUUAAUCGUAGAAAAGAUGCGCUACUGAAGGAGAGAGAGAAGAGAGAAAGAGCCUACCUACAGAGUGUUGCAGAGGACAGAGACUACAUGUCAGACAGUGAAGUCAGCAAUAUCCGAGAGACUAGAGGUGGACGUGGAGGUGGUGAAGAUGAGGAGAUUGAAGAUCAUGGUCUUGAACGUCCCAGGACAGCUCCUCAGUCAGAAUUGGAUGACUUUGUCCCACCUCAAACCAAGCAUGAAUAUGGCAAAUACUCUCAGUACCAAUACCCUCAAAGCCAAUACCAGCAGUCUCUCUACCAGACUCCCCAGUCCUACCAGUCCCAUUCAAUCUACUCCUCUGUCCCGUCACUCACUAGCUCCCAGCAGCAGAGUUACCACCAGAUGCUUUUGUUGCAGCAGAAAGCUGCUAGACAAGCUGCCCUCCUCUCAGAGCUGGAUGCAACUAAAUAUGAUGUCAUUAGCCGUCAGCCUGAUCCCACAUCAUCACCUUACCUGGGUGUCAAGUAUGACAAAUAUGGCAAUCACCUUGACCUCAGAGCCUUGGAGGUGGGAAGUAUUGCAAGUAGCCCAAUGUCAACUGUCUCUGAUUCCUACUACACAGAUGUAGAUCACCACACACCUCGGAGUUACAUGCUGCUGGAAGAUGCUGCAGAACUAGCUAAGGGCUCCACAGGAUUGUCUUCAUCUUAUAGUCUGGCUGAGAGGGAACUGGCUAAAGCAGAGAAGUUGUUGCGUAGAAGUGCUGCAGAUCUAGGAUCUACUGACUAUCUGGGGUCCACCUCUAGACUCCAUACUUUUGGAAAGACCCCUGACGAAGAGGAUACAAUGGAGGAACCCUAUGAACUGAAACUUCUCAAACAACAGCUCAAGCAAGAGUUUAGGAGAAGCACAGGUGGAACAGAAAACUUAGAACAACUCACAGGUCUCUCUCAGCACUACUAUACGCCAAGCUCUGGAAUAUCUAGUUACUCCCAAAGACACUACCCAAAGUCAGAAAAGUACAGCAUCAGUCGACUUACUCUUGAGAAGCAGGCAGCUAAACAACUCCCAGCAUCUAUGUUGUACCAAAAACACAAAACCCCACUCCUAGAUCCUAAAAUCUCCUCCAAGUAUUCCUCUAUGACAGACAGCAGAGCUUUGGAGACAGACUAUAGCUAUCUUGGGUCUACCAGUGCAUCCCCAAGAUCCAGCCGGCUUAUGCAGGAUGAGAUUACCUUUGGCCUUCGUAAGAAUAUUGCAGAGCAACAGAAGUACCUUGGGUCUACUUUGGGUGCCAACUUGGCGGGGUCACUAAACUUAGGCCAGAGCUUGGGUUUGGACUCUGCUUAUCCUAGUGGUAGCCGCUCAAGACCCUCAUCCAGGCCCACAUCUUGCUAUGGCUUGGACUUGUCUAUCAAAAGGGACCCUUCCAGCUCUUCACUGAGGCUUAAAGGAGAUGGAGAAGCAUCUGGAGACGGACCAAGUUAUCAAACCCCAUCUGGUCGUACCAAACCCACUAGCCUUCCCAUUGUGCAAAGUGGACGUGGCCGAAUUCCAAUAGUGGCCCAGAACUCAGAAGAAGAAAGUCCACUGAGCCCCGUUGGGCAGCCUAUGGGCAUGGCCCGUGCAUCAGCGGGACCUCUGCCCCCCAUCUCAGCUGAUUCAAGGGACCAAUUUGGUUCUUGUCUGUCCUUGCAAGACUCCCAGCAGUCGCAACAUAUCAGGGAAGAGCCAACCAGGGGUAGGGGUUAUGUGCUGCUGGAUGACCUUCAGGGCACCAUGUCAGAUAGUGAAGCCCUAAGUGAUUCCCUGAUGGCUUUGAACAGAGACGAUGCAACCAAUGCCUACCACCUUAGACGAGAAGAGACAGACUGGUUUGACAAACCAAGAGACGGACGGUCAGAGAACGGACAGGAGAAGAGACAGGGAAAAGGUCCAUACUACCCCUUCCCUCAUCUCAGGGUCAAACUGCAGAGGGAUCCCAAAGACCGCAGUGUCUCAGGAAAUGGUCUGGGUAUCCGAGUGGUUGGAGGCAAGGAGGUGCCUGGCAGUAAUGGAGACAUUGGAGCCUAUGUUGCCAAAGUCCUACCUGGUGGAGCUGCAGAACAAACAGGGAAGGUACUCGAAGGAAUGCAAGUCCUGGAGUGGAAUGGUGUUCUUCUGACGGGGAAGACCUAUGAAGAGGUACAAGGGCUCGUCGGACAGCCGUGUAAUGAGGCAGAAGUGUGUGUCAGACUUGAUCUCAACAUGCUCGCUGAGUCUGAGGGUUCCCAGCACCUGGACUUCCAGGAGCACAGCAAAGGUGACAGACCUCCCAGGUCUCCAGGUGUUGAUCCCAAACAGCUGGCGGCUGAGCUGCAGAAAGUGUCACAGCAGCAGGCUCCCUUGUCCUCUUCGACCUCCAGCCUGCCCGCCACCACCUCAGCGACCUCGAGUCCCGGUCAGCCUGGAUCCCCCUCCGUCGGCAAGAAGCGCCACAGCAGCAAGACUUCAGAGGGAGCGAAGACCCAGUCCCACCCCAUCUCUGGAGAGAUACAGCUUCAAAUCCACUAUGACAAGCAGCUCGGCAACUUGAUUGUUCACGUGCUGCAGGCCAGAAACCUCGCCCCGCGGGACAACAAUGGCUACUCCGAUCCAUUUGUUAAAGUGUAUCUCCUGCCGGGGAGAGGUCAGGUCAUGGUUGUCCAGAACGCCAGUGCUGAAAACAAGAGGAAGUCCAAACACGCAGGCAAGAGUCUCAACCCUGAGUGGAACCAGACUGUCAUCUAUAAGAACAUCCACCUGGAGCAGCUGAGGAAGAAGACUCUGGAAGUGAGUGUCUGGGACUACGACAAAUGCUCCUCUAAUGAUUUCUUAGGAGAGGUCCUUAUCGACCUGUCCAACACCGCCCAGCUGGACAACAUCCCGCGAUGGCUGCCCUUGAAGGAGCAGAGUGAGGGGGACCACCACAGACGCUCCCACUCAGGCCAGGGCAGACACGGUUCCUCUAAACCCUCCUCACAGCACUCCUCCCCCAAAACCACUGCCUCCUCGCAUGAUAAUCAGGAUUCCCCAAAAUCGUCUGUCAUCAAGAGCCGAAGCCACGGGAUCUUUCCAGAUCCGGCCAAGGACACGCAGGUGCCCACUAUCGAGAAAUCUCACAGUAGUCCUGGCACAUCGAAGCCUUCCCCGUCCGAGGGCCAGAGCCAAAGCCACAGCCACGGACACAGCCAACACUCUCGCUCGCACGGCACUUCACGCUCCAGCAAAAGCGCCGCACGGCAACACCAUCAGGACAGCAGCAAUGGAAGCAGCAGAGGCGCUGCCGUAGCAACGGGCGAUGCCCAACAGCAGUCACAGCAGCAACCGCCACAACGCCUCCAACCAACUCGGUCGAGCUACAGAUCCAGCGAUGCUCCGGUCACGGCGGCCUCACUGGACAGCGGCCUGAGCGGCAGCGCCUACAGCCUGUUGGACGAGGACGGGGAGACAAACGAGGUGGACAGUGCCAUCUUCCAGGUGCCCCGAUUUGGAAAGAUCCCAAAUGGAACAGAUGUGAUGAAAUCAUCAAUGGGACACGGUGACGCCGAAGGUAAGACCCAGGUCAUGGGGGAGAUUAAGAUCGCUCUGAAGAAGGAGAUGAAGACGGAGGGUGAGCACUUGGUCCUUGAGAUUCUUCAGUGUCGCAACAUCACCUACAAGUUCAAGAGUCCGGACCACCUGCCUGAUCUUUACGUGAAGCUCUACGUGGUCAAUAUUGCCACCCAGAAAAGGAUCAUCAAGAAAAAGACCAGAGUGUGUCGUCACGACCGCGAGCCGUCCUUUAACGAAACCUUCCGCUUCUGUAUGAAUCCAACCGGACAUUCGCUACAGCUGUUCCUGGUGUCCAACGGGGGCAAGUUUAUGAAGAAGACCCUCAUCGGGGAGGCCUACGUGUGGCUGGACAAAGUCGACCUACGCAAGCGAGUGGUGAGCUGGCACAAGCUGCUCGCCAGCACCGCCCAGAUCCACUCAUAGGAGGAACUAAAGUCACCCUGAGAGGCAAAGAGGCUUCUGAAAUCUACUACUUGGGUUCAACACGUGUAACACUGAUCCACUUGUCUCGGGGGUCGGGGCGAAGGGUGGUUUGGGGGAGCGCGAGAGGUAAAAUAUCUCUUUCUUCAACCUUUGUUUCAGGGCUCAGAUAGCUUGAGUUUUUGGAAGAUGCCUUCAGAUGGUGAUUUCUGUAAUGUUUGGAGGGAGCAGUGAUGUGUUUACAAGACAUGAACACAUGUUUACAGGACGUACAGUGUACAGUAGUGUAGCCGGGGCUGAGGAGAACACAGGUGCUGAGUUCAGAGGUGAAGCGCGGAAUCAACCAGGUAUUACACACUUUAAUCCACAAACACACACACACACACACACACACGGUUACUUUCGACAACUUUGCACACAGUCAUUCACACAGAAGAGAAACCUUAAUAGAUACAGGGAAUGGACACACUUGUAGAUUCUAGUUUAUUUAUUUAGAUGUUUUAUCCAUGAAAGAUUCUUUAAAAAAAAACGGGCGCUCCUCAUUGCUUUAUUAUGAUCAGCCAGAUUUUAUUGAUUUACAAAGCAUUUUGGGAAUGAAAUAUUGAAGACUCUGCUACAGAGG
This is a messenger RNA of Stegastes partitus (bicolor damselfish), 12964 nucleotides long. It is a transcript of the gene pcloa, whose product is annotated as piccolo presynaptic cytomatrix protein a. The coding region runs from base 1 to 12345 and encodes 4114 amino acids. Gene Ontology annotation, cellular component: glutamatergic synapse; membrane; cytoskeleton of presynaptic active zone. Gene Ontology annotation, biological process: presynaptic active zone assembly; protein localization to synapse. Gene Ontology annotation, molecular function: metal ion binding; protein binding; structural constituent of presynaptic active zone. NCBI's taxonomy places the organism in Eukaryota, Metazoa, Chordata, Actinopteri, Pomacentridae. The transcript has 28 exons. The record is from RefSeq and is a predicted model, not a curated record.